Hymenoscyphus albidus is the source of this 6528-nucleotide messenger RNA. NCBI's taxonomy places the organism in Eukaryota, Fungi, Ascomycota, Leotiomycetes, Helotiales, Helotiaceae. The record is from the annotation of a GenBank genome assembly.
CUUCUCCUAUCUCCACGUCUCAUCUCCCCCAGACUCAGAAUCGCACCAAAUUUUCAGAAAGAAUCCGUGGAAGCUAGAACAUGGCUGAGAUUUUCGCCGUUGCCCUAACCCUAAUUAAUUAGAUUGUCCCAUGAGCGGCAGUUGUUGUACUAGUACGUACCCAUAGCUCCCACAUGCCAUGCUGUCUACCCGCAGCCCUUCUAUUGACAAGUGGCGCCUCGGAAGUGUAUAGACCAUGACGUGCUAACAACCCCUAGUAUUCCAUUCUUUCCUUACCACCUACCUGUCGCGAUGCCUUCCGAGUUUAUAGCUGCAUCAUGGCACCCAGCUAUGAUGCCGAAUUCAUUAGCAGAUGUCAUCGAGACGAAAACAUCACCGGCGCUGAGAGGAGGCGCAUUAGCCGUGGAACAGCACCAGGAACCCAUUGAAGCUUCACAUACAGAAGCCAGCGCGCCCGUUUUGGAGCCGGAAUCCUUGAAGAAGACGGAGAAUCUGGACAACCAACAAACGAUUGAAACUUCAGCCCAUAGUGAGAGCGAUUCAGAAAACCCUCGUAAUGCGCCUACAUCUUCUCUGUUAGGCCCGGGAGGAGUCGAGUUGGAGGCGCCAUCUCAUAAGGGAGUCGAUGUGCCACAACCAUCCGAGGAAGAGAAACCCGAGUUUCCGCCAGCGAACUCCAGACAGGAAAAUGGGCAUUUAAGUACAGACUCGUUUACAAGGACCGUCUCCCAUGAGGUCAAUUGGGGCGAGGACGAUGAUGUAGACCCGGAAUGGAACAUCCAAACUACGGAUACGGACCCCUUCAGACUCAUGGCGAAAUCAGACCGAACGAACUCCUUUCCCGCUGUACCACCUCUACACAAUCCCGAGAUAGUGCAUAACGACGAGUUUCUUGCUCACAGUCAGGUAGAGGCCAUCAUGAAUGAAGUCGAGCAGGAACCAAAGGAUCUUUUUGGAGACGAAACAAAUAAUGAUGAAGCCGAUUUUUUCAACCAAUCCUCAGCUCCAGACUCGACUCUAGGAGCUUCAAGGCCUGCGGAUCCAAAUAUUGUUGAUUCUCCAACUUUCGGGCAGGCUUAUGGUGGAAAUUACAGACAAGAUGACGAUCAGGAAUCUCAGGCUCGUUUCGAGGAAGGGCUUCCGUUAGUUCACCCGGAAGGCCCCCGUAAUGACUCUAUAACACCGUCAUUUUUGGAAGAGGAGGCAGUCGAACAGGACGACUUUUUCUCACAAGUUGGCAAAACGGAGGAUUCAGCCACGUUAAAUACAGAGCCUGGGUCACUAGAGAGAAAAUCUACCUUUCAAGUCAUGGAAUCCAUGCAUUAUCAACCUCAUGAUCAAAUAUCACCUGCAAUUCCAGAAGAAAAUGUUGAGAUCUCGCAGCACGAUUCCGUCUCUGCUACCCAGAAUGGGACAGAGGACCCAUUGGAUGUUCAACUGGAUGAUGUGGAAGUUGAUCUGGCUGAAAAAUGGAAAGCCGCAUUGGCGGAUGAGUUUUUGGAUGACGACGAUGAUGACCUUUUGCCAGACGAGGAACCCGAAAACACCAGCGCACUGGACCCAGCUACCCUGUUUGGAAGUGAUGAUGAGGGGUUUUUAGAAGAUGUCGAUGAUCAAGAUGGAAGUACAAACACUUUUCCAUCUGGAAACCAGCCUAUUGUGGCCCCGGUUAAUGGACAUACAAACUUCCCACCCGGGGCUAGCAGUGGUGGGAGUAAAUAUUUACCGGCGGGAGCAAAUACUCCACCAGUGCCUCAAGCGAGAAAUACCUAUGUGCCUUCGGGUCCUCUUUUGACAGAUCUCUCAAGGCCAGCUGCUACCACAUCAAGGACUACGCCUUAUGUGGCCGCAGCGUCGACCUUUCCCCCUCAGCAGCAGAUGCACCCUGACCGACCUAGCGUCCCAAAAGCUCAAAGCUUCGCUGCGCAGGCCAAGGGAGGUUAUUCCUCGCCAUAUGAUUUACCAAUGGAGGUUAUCAAACCUCGCAAAAGGCCUAGCAUGCAAAAUAUCAGCCGUGGCAGGAAUGUAACUGGUCUAUCACCGGGUGUCCCUCCAUCUAGAAGCUCAAGUAUGUAUGCACAAGCACCUCCGCCAACAGCUUUGCCUUCCAGUCUGCUGCCGUCAGCAAGUAACAACGGUUCCCAUCCAAAUCAGCAACAGCCGGUUGCUGCAGCACAACCACCGAGAAACACUUCGUCGAAUAGCGGUUUCUUCGAGGAUUUGCCAAUAGCUAGUAGACCUAAGCUUGCACCUCGACAGUCUCAUGUUAGCCCACCUGAUUCGUAUGGGCCAACUACAACUUCUCAAUUUCCACCAAAUGCCCUCCAACCACCAUUUCAACCCGCUACUCAACAUCAACCUCCCCCUCAUUCAGCAGGAUUAGUUGCACCUGAACGUGUGAGUCCAUAUGCUGCCCUUCCAGCAAACCAGGCCUCACCCCCGUCUGUUUCCUCGCGGUACUCUCCGGCUCCUCCCCAACAACCGCCUACUAGUAAGACUGCUCCUCCUCCAGUCGCUUUGUCUCGUUUCUCACCCGCACCUCCUCCUUCGAUGCCACGUCAACAAUCUCAGCCAUACAAUUCUUCUGCCAGUAUUACUUCUCCCCCAGUUCUUCCUCAUCAACCCCGAACGUCAAGUCCGCUUGCCCAUUUCGAGAGAAACCUUGAAGCUCGGUCUUACGGUGCAGAAGUUGUGAAUGAUAGGCGGAGUAGCUCCUCGGGCUAUGAAUCAAAUCUAAGAAACAACCAUCUCCCACCUCCUCAAGAAGUAGAUGAGAAUGAACAGUCUCCGCCCAAAAAUUAUGGGUCACUGCAAUCUCCCAACCUACAACGUUUGCCACCAGGAUCACCUCGUAGCGUUUCCCAGACUCCUCCCCCGCCACAAAAUUAUGGCCCCAGAAGUAAUAUGUCUCCCCCAAAACGAGCCCCGUCAAACUACCUUCCACAACAACUGUCAAACAAUACAAAUACCCCUCCCCAGUUCGCGCCACCACAAAGGUCCCAAAGUCAGUCGCCUACCACACAUUUCACAGGACCCAGACUUGAUCCAUAUCAACGUCCAGCUUCUGUUGAAGCCCAGGUAUCUCCCCAAUCACCAUAUGGGCCUGCUCCAGUUCCUAUGAUGCCUGCGCAAGGACGACCAAGAGCGGUCUCCCAAGUAAUGAAUUAUGUGCCACCGACCGACGGUCGGGAACAUGAUCCGUUGCAAAGAUGGAAGGGCUCUCCUGUGUUUGCUUGGGGUGUUGGUGGAACCAUCAUGACAUCUUUUCCCAAAGACAUUCCUAGAUACGGUAUGAAUCGAACCACACCGAUGAUCAUGAGAAGUCCGGGUGAAGUCAAGAUCAGGAACAUCAAGGAAGUGGACCCGCUGCCAGAAAGGCUAACUACCUUCCCUGGACCGCUCAGGGGCAAGUCAAAAAAGAAGGAUGUCAUGAACUGGCUCACUGCUGGCAUUCGAAUUCUUGAAGAUAAUGCUUCAUACCUACGGAUGGGCGGGCAUCUUUCUCAUGAAGACAAGCGAACAGAAGAGCGUAUAUUACUGUGGAAAAUCUUACUAGUAUUUAUUGAGAAUGAUGGUGUUCUUGAAGGAAAUGCUGUUGUCGAUAAGGCCGUUCGAGCGGUGUUAUCGCCAGGGUUAGACAGCGAGCCUACCAAUGCUGCCCCACUCUAUGCUACUGGCGCUGAUCUUUCGGGUAUCUCUCAACCGUCGAAUUCUACUGCAAGAGCGGACCCGGUGGACCCUACUGCUGUUGAUCAACUGCGCAAGCACCUACUUCGAGGAGAGCGCGAAAAGGCUGUUUGGGAAGCAGUUGAUAAACGUCUUUGGGCUCACGCUAUGCUGAUUGCCAAUACAGUCUCCAAAGCACUCUAUAAGCAAGUGGCCCAAGAGUUUGUGCAAAAGGAAGUUAAGAGUACAGGAGAGAAUACGGAAUCCUUGGCCGCCUUGUAUGAGGUAUUUGCCGGCAAUUUUGAAGAAAGUAUCGAUGAGCUUGUCCCGGCAUCAGCUCGUGCAGGGUUUCAGAUGGUCAGCACUUCAAACUCAGCUGGGCCAUCCAAAGAUGCCAUGGAUGGCCUUGACAGGUGGAGAGAGACCCUUGGGCUCGUGUUAAGUAAUCGAAGUAUUGACGAUGUCCAGGCGUUGAAGGCUCUGGGGAAACUUUUGUCUGGAUAUGGUAGAGCUGAAGCUGCCCACAUCUGCUUUCUAUUCGCAAGAAGUGUUUCCGCAUUUGGAGGCAUUGAUGAUCCGCUUUCAAAUAUCGUUCUCGUCGGGUCUGAUCACCUCAGGCAACCAUACGAGUUCGACAAGGAGAUGGAGCCAAUACUACUAAGCGAAGUCUUUGAGUAUGGAAUGUCGCUCUCCAGCACUGCGAGUGUGGCAAUUGCCUAUCCACAUUUGUCUAUCUACAAGUUGCAGCACGCCUCUAUUCUCGCAGAAUAUGGAUAUCGGGAGAAUGCCCUUCAGUACUGCGAGUCAGUUGCAUCCUCAAUUACUUCUCAAACAAGACGGUCCCCAUACCAUCACGCUCUAUUGAUCUCAGCUUUAGACGAUCUUAGUAAACGUUUGAAGCAGUCACCCAAAUCCGAACCGUCUUCUUGGCUGUCGAAGCCAAGUAUUGAUAAGGUGUCCGGUUCUGUCUGGGACAAGCUGAGCAAAUUUGUGGCUGGUGAUGAGAACGAUACUACCGGCGGCAGUACGGCAACCGGAGGCGAUAUCUUCUCUAGAAUUGCUGGCGACACUCCUAACAUCAGUCGCGCGCCAUCUAAUGCCGAUCUUUACGGAAGCUACAAUCAAGGAUUGGGUAUCAACGGUGCUAUCGCGGCUGUACCAGCAACCAGAGUUAGCUCAAGGUACGCUCCAGGGCGAACGUACACACCGGAUCAACCCCGUAGUGGAUCGUUGGCAUCACAGCAUCGUACUUCUAUGGAAGAAAGAUCUUCUGGUGAAUAUCAGCGGUAUGAGCCCCAGCGUAACAUGUCGGAACAGCGCCCAGGCUCUCAAUCUGCGAGUAGUAGCUACAAUCCAACUUUCCAACCCGCAGCGAACAGUUAUAUGCCCCAAGCACAACAAGAACCAACACCCCCGUCUUCUUACGUGCCUUUUAGCUCUAGCGAUUCACCAUACUCGGCUGCUCAAUAUAGCACGCCUAUAACUGAGCAAAAUCCAAACAUGUUUUCGUCCCCACAGCCGAUCAACAACGUCAAUGGUAACCAGAUUUCCACGCCGCAUACCCCACCCGAGCCAUCGUAUGGUGGACAGCAGUCAUCUGGGUAUGAGCCGCCGGCAUCCAGUGGUUAUGAACCACCUACCAGUAGCUACACUCCCUAUGAACCUGCCGACGAACCUGAUUCUCCUGUGGAGACCAAACCAAAGAAAAAAUCGUUCAUGGACGAUGACUACGAUGAUGGCAUGACGAAUAAUAAUACUUCGGCUCCACGAGAAAAGACCAAGGCGGAAAAGGAUCGGGAAGCAGACGAAGCUUUCCGGAAGGCCGCUGAAGAAGAUGGUAAGUCAAUAUUUGAUCAUACUCCCUCGAGUAUGGCUAACAAUAUUCUAGCAAAAAGAGCAGCAGCAGCACCCGUUAAGAAGGGUUGGGGACUCGGGGGUUGGUUUGGCGGUGGUAAAAAAGAUACCGCUGAUGCGCCCGCUUCGAACAAACCGAUCCGCGCAAAGCUUGGAGAGGCGAGUUCGUUUUAUUAUGAUCCUGACCUGAAGAGAUGGGUCAACAAAAAAGGGGGUGAUACAGCUCCGACUGCAUCUGCCACCCCUCCUCCACCAAAAGCUGGACCGCCUAGAACGUCUAGUGUUGGUCCCCCGUCGACACGGGUACCUCUUCCAGCAUCACGCGCUGUGUCAGAUGCUGGUAGGGCACCAAGAUCACUCUCACAGGACGAUGGACCUUCCUCUGAUGCUCCUCCUGCCCUGGCACCUCCUGGGUUUGCGCCAAUGAGUCGAAGCAUUAGUAACACCAGCGCGGGUCGUUCUCCGAGUGCGCCACCUAGUCGUCCGGGGACUAGUAUGAGUAACGCUAGUAGUAUCGAUGAUCUUCUUAGCCCUGCUACGGGGGGAAGUCGUAAGGGGGCCGCGAAGAAGAAGAAGGGGAGGGGGUAUAUCGAUGUCAUGGGCGAGAAGCCCUCAUGAUUCUUUCCUUUUGGGCAUGAUUGAAUUUUUUUCAUGAUGAUGAAAAAUGGCUUGAACGAAGAUGGAGAUGAAGAUCAUUUUAGGAUGCAUGAGGGAUAUCUGGGGAUCGCUGUAUUAUAGAAGGUGAUGGUGUUCUUUUACCUCUCUUUUUUAAAGGGUCUAGAAAAGUUCCCUGCGUUUUUUGUUCGUGGGUGCUUGAUCCUUGUUUUUGUUGUCUGCUGGGGGUUUUUUGGUUCUUUCUUUUGGACUUUGCAAUUUAUACCAUAGCCUAAUAAAUCUCUUGCUCUCUUUCUUGAAUGGGGGCUCUGUGACGGAUUCUUCGUACUCGGGACUUUCAAGGGCUGAUUCUCAACUCGCACGAUAGAUGUGGUGGAGUGUGUGGGAGAUCGU